AUGGCUAAGCAAGAGACUGGUAAAAAUAACAAGAGAGAUCGUAGUCCAGUUGCUGAAAUGAAAAUAUGGCAGGAGGCUGUAAGAAAGGAGAAUUAGCAUCUCAAAGUAUAUGAACAUUUUACAAUCAAUCCCCAUAAAUUAUACAUAAUACAAGAGAAACCUAAUAAUAGUAUCAUGUUAUAGAAGCACCUUGAAAAAACAGGUGCAGUAUAAAAGCCAGCAUUCGAUGUUAAUUAAAUAACAGAUGAUUCACCGCCUUUAGAGAAGGACAUCAUAGAUAAAUUAAAUACCAUGAAUAGGACUCCUCGUUAGAAAUAUUAGUUUCCUUAGACUUCCAAUUAAGAAUUAGGAUGGCAUUCAGUUAAUUCUACUAGCCUUUCUCCUUCAAAAUUCACUUAUCCAAGGAAACUGUGCAAAGAAACAAAUUAUGCAAAUGACUACUUUACAAUGAAUAAAAUCAGUCCAUAUUCCAAUAAGUUUAAAUGA
Paramecium tetraurelia is the source of this 486-nucleotide messenger RNA. RefSeq lists its product as uncharacterized. The transcript has 5 exons. Gene Ontology annotation, cellular component: ciliary base. NCBI's taxonomy places the organism in Eukaryota, Ciliophora, Oligohymenophorea, Peniculida, Parameciidae. The record is from RefSeq and is a predicted model, not a curated record.